This is a messenger RNA of Malurus melanocephalus (red-backed fairy wren), 2484 nucleotides long. Its product is annotated as transmembrane protein 238-like. The coding region runs from base 75 to 470 and encodes 131 amino acids. Lineage: Eukaryota; Metazoa; Chordata; Aves; Passeriformes; Maluridae. The transcript is spliced from 2 exons. The record is from RefSeq and is a predicted model, not a curated record.
UGGGCGCCGCCCUCGCGCCGCUGCCGCCUCCCCUCAGGUGCGCGCGGCCCGAGGCGGCGGUGGCGCCGCUCCCGAUGGCGGCCCCGGGCGGGCUGGGCCGUUGCGUGGCCGCCUUCUGGCUGGCGCUGGCCUUCGACGCGCUGGGGCUGGCCGUGCUGCUGGCCGGCGUGUUCGCCGACGUGUUCUUCUCCGACCUGCUCAUCUACGCGGGCGGCAUCGGCAUCUUCCUCAGCCUCGUCUGGUGGGUSUUCUGGUACGCGGGCAACCUGGAGGUGCCGCCCGAAGAGCUGCGGGACGAUGUGGGGCUGUCGCCGCCCAAGGGCCGCGGGGACACGCUGCUGCGGCGGCUGGUGAACGGCCUCAGCCUCCGCCUGACGGCCGCGCUUGCCCCCGGCCGCCCCGCGGAGAUGGAGCUGCAGCGCGUCCCGGGGCCCCGCGGCCGCCGCGCCGACCCCGGCAGGAUCUGUUGAAGACAUGACUAUUGAUGCCCCCAAAAAUGGGGGAACUGCAACAAAUUUUGGAAAGAGAAUUCCCUACUCAAAGCAGUUGGAUUUUCUCACUGUGGAAUAAUUUCUGCAACCAAUGUGGAYUCUCCAUAAAAUGGACAUGUGGAGCCAUAUCUCUGCCAAACGCACCCAUUUCAGUGUUGGACUGGAUAUGCUUUGAAAUGAUGAAGAAARAUCCCACAAAAUCUCUUUAAGAACUGAGAAUGAAAGAAUUGAACCUGAUUUUGCUGAAAAAUCCCUGCAGCUUGUCAUAUAGUUGGUUUUAUUGUUUUGUUUCAUCUUAAUUAUUAUUUUUAAUAACCUCGAAGGUUUGGAUAAAAAGCUCUUGCACAAUGAAAAGCUCUUGCACUGUUUUUUACCAAGGUCUGGAAGUUAAACUUACUGUGAAUUUUUAUAAUGCCAGUGCAAUACUUUUGUUUGUAAGGGUGCUUUUAAAAUGUCUAUAUUAAACUAUUGAUGCAAAGCUGCAAAUGUAGUAGAAGUUGUCUAUAGUGUAAAUAAAUAAUUUACAGUGUCUCUUGUAAAGUUUGUUAUUCUGAAAAAACCUGCAAUUUGAGAUUUUGUAAGUAGACAAAUCAGUUUUAGUCCAGUGGUGUUGGAAAUUAUUUUCGUAAUGCUGAAACAUUUGAGGGAGAGAACAUGACCAAAAGAAACCCUAUUGGCUAACAAGUACUCCAAGGCUUUAUAAAAUGUUAACAAAGAGUACCUGGAAAAAGAUUUAUAUUAGUGCUAAUAAUACCUAAAGUUCUUGUGUGGAGAAAUUUCUCAUGAGUUCCUCUGGUUUUGAACUAACACUAAAAGUUUGAUCCCACCAUCAGCAAAUACUGGUAGGUCUUAAAAUUUCAAUGCACAAUUGUUCUGUGCCACACCUCAUUGAAUACUAAAGGUGGAAUUAAGGAAAAUAUUUACCAAGAACACUGUGGCUGUACUUCCUUGUGAACUCUUGAAAUGUCUUUCAGUGUAGUCUGUACAUUACUGGAGUAACUUCUUUUCUGUGCAAAUUCUCAUUUUUAAAUGUUUUCCAAAUGCUCUUUUUUUAAACAAAUUUAGAAGAACGUUAAACUUGAAGGUCUGUAAUGGGAUUUCUCCUUUACUAACUGCAGUUUUUAGGAGGUGUAUGCAAUUUGUUUCCGCCUUUUAAUGGAACUGCAAUGUGACACCACUGUGGUGUUACAAUAGUCUGAUUAWAAAAACCAAACAAACCAAACAAGCUCCUCCCUUAAAACCUGUAGAUCAGUUUUCAUUUACAAGAUUUUUUUUUUUCAUUUAAUUGUUCUAAACAGAGAGAGCUGCCUUUUCUGAUUCCCCAUAGUUUCACUUAUGAAGUGAAUGAUGAGACACAGUGAUCAAUAUGUGGAAUGAUUGAUUAGUAGCAGCGAUAAAUUAAGCUAAAACUUUUAUAUACAGUUUGCAUACUUAGUCUGGUGAAAACCAAAAUUUUCUAUUCAAGUGUUGCGAUAUAAUUACUGGAGUGAAUUGAGCAGGGCUUUGCAUUCAUUGUAUAUUACAAUGUAAUGAACCUUAAAUCCAGUAUCAGUACUUUGUAAUUGUUGCAUAAAAUGGAAUGCAACUUCACUCAAAAAUUGUGUGGGAUUCCAACUAGUUUACUAGUAUGAACAGUAUAUAUGUUUUAAAAAUUAAAUAUAGGAGUUGAUCGAUCAGUUAAUGAGGAUGUUAAGCACAGAGAAGCACUAAAGCCCUGGGUUACUGGGAUGGUGUGUCCAAACAAUGAGAGACAGUACUUACUGCGGAGCAAUGAUACUAUUAUAAGUAUUUUAACUAUUUUCUUUUUGAAAAUGUAUCCAGUUAAUGCUUUCAUGCAAUCAGUUUGCCUUCUGAAUCAGGAAGGCUAAUACUAAAUAGAAACUGGGAAUCAUCCGCAGUUAAACAUUAACAAAUAUUUAACACUAUUUUAGUUUCAUGAUAUCCUUAUCAGCCGUGCUCAAUGUAGCACAAAGUCCAUUCAAAGAACUUUUAC